GAGUACCUAUAUAUUUAUGUCGAAGCUCAACAAAACAACAGAUUAAAGAUGGAGAACUACGAGUACGCUGUGUUUUUUGAGGCAGAGAAUCUCUCUGAUGCAGAACUAAGACAAAUGGAAAAGUAUUUUAAAAUCAAGAGAAGGUCUGGAGGGGGAGAGUGUAAGAUCAACAAAGUGGGUGACACAACUUACAUGACAACUUUUAUGGAGAAAGAAGCCCAGGAAAGAGUACUAGAACGAAAGGAUCACGUCAUUAAAAUAGAAGGACAAGAGGAGAUCCAUGUUUUAUUGAGGUGUGAAAAUGUUGCUGAAAGCAGCAAACAAUCUAAAGAAUCUCCAAAUCAGAAAUGUGCAAGUGCAAAAAGUGUGGAAAAGGUUUUUAAACUGGACCAUUAUUUACUACGCUUCCUCAGUGAAUGUAAAAAGCCACAUUCAGAUUUGGAAAAACAUCUCUCUAUGAUCUCCAGCACCUUCAAGAUCAACAUUGACUCUGAAGAGUUGGUGGUGGUAAGGGACCCGGGAGCUGAAGAUGUUUAUCCCCUAAAAAAAUGGGAAUUUGCAGUGGACGAAGAGUUUGAGUCUCUAAAGUCACGCUAUAACAUCCACUUCGAGGUUGAAAGUGACAAAUCUGCGAUUCUAGAAGAAAACUCUUUCCUUCAAAGUGAUAACUUAAAAAUCUAUUUUGAAGAACUAACAUGUUUAGCUGUGGUGGUUGGAGAACAAAGAGAAGUGGAGAAGAUUUUAAGUGGCUUGCAGAACAAACAGCAGGUUCAAAAAGAGUGUUGUGUGUCUGAGAAACAAUUUAACCUCAUCAAAGAGGUGUUUGAGCCAUACAUAAAAUCGAAUUUACCUGCGCUUAAGAUCACACAGGAACGAGCAGGCGUUCUCCUAAAGGGUCCCGAGAAAGAGGUUCAUGCAGGUGAAAAUGAGCUUUUAAAAUUAGCAAAAGGAAUCAAAGAGAAGAGGAUCCCAUCACAUCAUCCUCUUAUGACCUUUUUGGAAUCAAGUGGCGGUAUACAGCACUUCCAAAACCGAUUUCAGCAGAGCCUCCGCAGCCCAGUUAUGCUUGAGACUUCAGGUUCAGAUGUUCUUCUGUUGAGUCUGUCUGAUGGAGCUCUAGAGGAGGCGGCUGCUGCCGUGGAGAGAGACUUGUGUUUGGAGACUGUGCGCCUGGACAAUACUCAGAAAUCUUCUGCAUUUACUAAGCUGAAGGAGGAUUUGAGCGAAGCCGUCAAGCAGGCCAAUCACAAAAGUGUUAAAGUGGAGCUUAAAUACCAGGAUGAAUCAACUUCUGACCCCAAGGUUCAACUUGUGGGCUACACACCUGAAGUCAGUAAGCUGAAGAACAUUGUGCUGGUAUACAAAAGAAACCAUCAGAUCCAUCAUGCAUCCCUGCCUCUUUCCAGUCCAGAGAUGGCAGAGCACUUCUCUGAGAUCAUGGCAAUUGGCGGCAUGAAGAAGAGCAGUGUGGAAAUAAAGCCAACAAAUUCACCUUCCCCAUGUGUCCACCUCAAGGGACCUCGCUGUGAAGUUGAGAGCUUGAAGGACAGCCUUGAGUCAUGCCUUCAGAGGCUUGCCACUAAACGAUGUGAGGUGAAAGGACCUGGAGUUCAACAGUUUUUUCAAAGUGAAGGUGCAAGGAUCUUGCAAUUGGUGAAGAAUUCUUAUAUGGUUGGGAUACUGCCUAUAGAUGAUAAGCAGAAAAGAGGUAAAGAACCCAAAUACAUGAGCAGUCUCAACCUCCAGAGCUCACCAUUUACGUCUGCAGCUUCCCAAGACACUCUGGACUCUGAAAAAGAGAUAGACAUUAAAGUUGUGGUUGGUAGCCUUGAACAACAGCAGGCAGAUGUGUUUGUUGCUCCGAUGAUUCAAACAAACAUGACCUCAACCUUGAUUGGAUCAUCCCUGUUGAAUAAAGCAGGACAGCAGCUUCAAAAUAACUUCAACAAUGCAAAGGGAAAGCACAAGCUUAAGCCUGGAGAAGUGCUGGAGGUGGACGCGACGCCAGCGUUGGGAUGCUCCAUGGUUUUCUUUGUGGAAUGUGCGCCGAAAGGAAACAAGCACAAAAGCGAAAAG
This is a messenger RNA of Sinocyclocheilus grahami, 2076 nucleotides long. RefSeq lists its product as uncharacterized. Lineage: Eukaryota; Metazoa; Chordata; Actinopteri; Cypriniformes; Cyprinidae. The record is from RefSeq and is a predicted model, not a curated record. The transcript is spliced from 4 exons. The annotation marks the transcript as partial.